AUGCGCGUUCACUUCAUAGCGCGGGACAUUCAACAAAGAACAGGAGGAUCCUACAGAGAGUUGCUGACAGAAGUGUGGAAUGACAUCUAUCCACAAAGACACUCCUACCCAAAUCUCCUUGCUAAUAGGGUCAGAUGGCUUAUUGAGCGACAGAAAUUCUCGGUCACAGAACUCAACACAAUCGAACACAGCAUAACCCCUCGAGGAGCAUCAACAGAGGCGGAUCCGGUUGAGCCAGAGGAGGCCCUAAGUGAAGCCAGAGCUCAUGCACGUUUGAGCAUCCAACCCUCAAGACUUGAACGUGUUUAUUACGGCAAUCUCCAAAAGUACUCUGGGCUAUCACCCAGCAAAAGACCAAAGAUACCCAGAAUGAGGCAAUCAAAACAAUUGUUAGAAUGCGUCCAAAAAAUGGAUAAAACCAUGAAGAGAUAUCUUGAAGCAUCUGUAACACUAAGAGAUGUGGUCGAUUGUGUGUUUGCUGGGGCAGUUACGGUUUGUGAGGAGCUGGGCAUUAAGAUUGGUGAUAAUUAUAUGACUCGGCAUCCAAAAUCAGCACCACCAUGGAAAUUGAGGCUGGAAAAGAAGAUCAAACUAAUCAGGAAAAGAAUUGGCAUCUUACAUACUUACCUCAAUGAAGAAUCACACAACAGAAAAAUAAUGAAGAGCAUAAAGCAGAUCGCAUCGGAGUCACAUAUAAGAACAAGCGGCUCGAACCUACAUCUGAGAGAGAAGCUCACUGUGGUAUCCGAUAUGCUGAAACAAAAAAUAAAAGCGUUAGGUAACCGUCUAAAACGCUUUAAUGAAAGAGUAAAGAGGUAUAGAAAUAACCAGCUCUAUUACAAAAACCAAAAAGAAUUUUUCCGAACCCUUGAAGAUACGGAGAUCAAAAGAGGAGCGUAUCCUGGUGAAAGGGAGAUGUAUGGGGUAUGGAAGGAGAUCUGGGAGCGCAAUGUGACUCAUGACGAUGAGGCCUUCUGGAUAAAAGACGCGGAAAAAGAAUCCACCAAAUACACGAUGGAAAGCCUAGAGAUCAUACCUGAGGACAUAAAAUCUGCUCUGAAAAAUACAAACAACUGGGCUGCUCCAGGCUCAGACGGGCUCCACAAUUAUUGGUGGAAGAACUUUCAGUCCUCACAUCAACAACUGGCCAAAUUUUUCCAGGAAUCGUUAUCUGAGCCCUCCACCAUACCGGAAUUUUUCACCCUGGGUGUCACUCAUAUGCUGCCCAAAGGAGAUAUCUGUCCUGACCCAAGGUCAUACAGACCUAUCACUUGCCUUCCGACUAUAUAUAAGAUACUCACUGGAAUAAUAACAAAACAUCUAUGGAAGCAUGUGAGCAAGUACAAUAUCCUUGCAAGACAACAGAAUGGCUGCAGAAAGGAUGCCCAAGGCUGCAAAGAGAUACUGAGCAUAGACCAUCUCAUAACAACACUCGCAAGAAAGAAAAUGAGAAACAUCUCGGUCGCGUGGAUCGAUUACAAAAAAGCCUUUGACUCGGUCCCGCACUCCUGGCUCCUCAAAGUACUGAAGCUCUAUGGUGUAUCUGAGAACAUUAUCAGACUACUUAAGCAUAUGAUGAUGACCUGGAGAACAAACUUAGUAUUCGGCAACAACUCAACACCUGAAAUUAGGAUAUUGACAGGCAUUUUUCAGGGUGAUAGGCUCAGCACCCUAUGGUUCUGUUUAGCUUUGAACUUCCUGAGUAGUCUUUUGAACAACAACAGUUAUGGAUAUCUUGUAGACUCGAGAUCGAAUAUCAGAUUGAACCAUAAUCUCUACGUAGACGAUCUAAAACUCUAUGCGGCAAACCAAGAACAACUAAGAAGACUAUUGAAGAUCGUAGAAUCCUUUACACAGACUAUUCGAAUGGGAAUGGGUCUGGACAAAUGCGCCGUGAUACAUGUCAAGAGAGGAAAGUUGACUCGGGGAGAAGAAAUGCUUAUUCAAGAUGAGAUGCCACUAAAACAGCUAGGCUCUGAGGAAACCUACAAAUACUUGGGUAUACAACAAGCAUUAGAGAUAAAAACCUCAGAUCAAAAAGAAGCUUUCAAGACCAAGUUCUUCAGCCGAAUAAGAAAAAUCCUCAGAAGUAAGCUUAACUCGAAAGCAUUGUUCACGGCAAUCAAAACAUGGGCGAUACCGAGCAUAGCCUACUCCUUUGGCGUGAUAAAAUGGUCAAACACCGACCUUAAAGCAAUUGACACACAGGUGCGAGUACUUCUCUCGAAAUAUGGAGUGCACCAUCCCCAUGCAUCUGUGAAUAGACUAUAUAUACCCAGAAAUCAUGGAGGCAGGGGGCUACAAAGUGUUGAGAAUGCCCACUCCAAGGCGGUAAAAGUAUUGAGAGAAUAUUUUCAUUCUAAGAACUCACCAUUCAUCCGGGCAAUAUGCCAACAGGACCAGAACAUCACGGCACUUAACUUGGCCUGCAGAGAUGACAUACCUCAGGCACAAUCAGAUGAUAGGCUUCUGGAAGAAUGGUAUGGAAAAGCUCUUCAUGGACGAUAUCCAGAGGCACUGAAAAACCAGAGGGUUAAUAAGGAAUUAUCACUCACUUACCUUAAAUCCGGAUAUCUAUUUCCUGAGACCGAAGGACGACUUAUAGCUGUUCAAGACCAGGUUGUCCCAACACGAGCUUAUAUGAAGCAUAUUGCAAAGAAGAACAUUGCAACAGACAAAUGCCGAAAGUGCUCGCAAGCCCUUGAAACCAUACAACACGUAACGUCCUCAUGCUCCAUCUUGGCACCCAGAGAGUACACUCAGCGGCAUAAUGCUAUGGCAAAAGUGUACCAUCAGGCUAUUGCGAUUAAAACAGGUCUUAUACUUACCUCGAGAAGAGUACACGAAUACUUACCAAAGCCUAUACUCGAAAACACCAGCUUCAAACUUUACUGGGAUAUCCCGAUCACUACGGAUCGCACAGUACCACACAACAGACCGGACAUCGUUGUCUUUGAUAAAACCAAGAACAGGGUCACCAUCAUUGACGUAACUGUUCCGGCAGAUGACAAUAUAAGUCGGGCGUACGCUGAAAAACUAACUAAAUACCACGACUUGGCUUUCGAGAUGAAAGAGAUCUAUAAGCUCAAUAUGAUCACGAUCUUGCCACUGAUAAUAUCUACUAAUGGAUUAGUUGAGAGCCACCUGGCAGAAAACACCAGACUGCUUGAGUUGGAGGAGAACUUGAUCAGCGAGGCCCAGAAGGAGGUGAUACUCUGGACCACAAGGAUCGUUAGAAUGUUCUUGACAGCUGGCUAG
Molecule: messenger RNA, 3258 nt
Organism: Coccinella septempunctata (seven-spotted ladybird)
Lineage: Eukaryota; Metazoa; Arthropoda; Insecta; Coleoptera; Coccinellidae
Exons: 1
Coding region: 1-3258 (1085 amino acids)
Source: RefSeq, a predicted model, not a curated record